This is a messenger RNA of Fragaria vesca subsp. vesca, 2314 nucleotides long. RefSeq lists its product as uncharacterized. Bases 260 to 2314 code for a protein of 684 amino acids. NCBI's taxonomy places the organism in Eukaryota, Viridiplantae, Streptophyta, Magnoliopsida, Rosales, Rosaceae. The record is from RefSeq and is a predicted model, not a curated record. The transcript is spliced from 6 exons.
GAACUCCAUUGUUAUAGUAACCCUGUUCAACUUUUGAUUCAAAGGUGUAGUAAACUCUGUCUCAGCUCUCACUAGCUACUCUCAAACUUGUAUAUAUCUUUUUGUAUCUUGCUGUGUCCAUUUUACUAUAAAUCGAAAUCCCUGCCUAGAGAAUAUGUCAUGCAGAGUGCCUUUCCGUAUGAUGGAUUGAACCUAUUUACUCAUCAGCUGCAGUCUUUCUUAUGUUUAGAACAUAAGAUUCAUAUAUCGUUUGUGAGUUAUGGAUAGCGGGGAGAUCCCAGGAGAAAGCAUUGUAGUAAGUGUUCCAUCUUCACCAGGCAAUGUGGAGGGUGGUAUUGAAAGACAAGAUCCAGUUACUCCAACUCCAAUUAGGAAAGCAUGGGUUGAUUUAGUUGACAAAUGUCUAGGAACAUUGUUAACUAUUAUACAACUCUUAUGCGCGCCUCUAUUGGCACUCUUCUUGCUGGUUGCAACGAAGUGGAAAAGGGUAUUCAUACUAUCAUGUGUUGCAGUGUCAAUUGAUUGUUUGUUCCUUUACAUUCCGAUCAUCGAUCAGGAAAACAAGUGCCUUGGCUCGGACAAGAGGUUGACGAAUAUAGCACUUGUCCUCAGAUCAAUUACAGAUAUCGCCUUCAUAUUCCAUAUUUUACUCCUGAUGGCUAAUGAAAUGGAUGAAGACCCCAAAUGGGACCCCGCGAAAGCGUCAUGGUUAUAUAAGAAGUCCAUCUACAUCAUUGUUAACUUUCUUGCUAUUCUUCCCAUCCCACAGACAUACAUACAGUCAGAAUCUGAAAAGUUUGUGAAAAUAAGAGAUUCAAGACGGACGGGAAUUAAUACAAAGUAUAGAGAGUUAGAAAAAUGGAUGUCAAGUCAUGAUCUUCCAGAUGAUAUAAAGACCGAUGCCCUGAAAAAUAUUAGCGAAUAUAGGGUAGUGAAGUUCAUCGAUGAAGAUGUGGGUGCAUGGUUCAUGGACCAUUGUUCUUAUGAUACGGAUGUCAAAUCAGAUGCAUUGAAUUUUAUAUGCGUAAAAGCAUUGAAGAGAAUACCCGUUCUUCGAAAAUUGGACGAACAAGACUUGAAAGGGUUCUGUGAGCAUACAUUUAUCACCACAAAAGAUAAAGGCACCUUAGUUACUGAAGCCGGACAAGAACUUUUUUAUAUGUGCUUGAUUAUAGACGGCGUAAUUGAAUGCAACGAUGCUGAAACGAUGAGCACCCAAACCAUGCAUCGCUACGAUUGUGUUGGACAAGAACUUCUGCGUUGGGCAAUACUGAACUAUAAGAGAUCAGAAGAGCAACGCGAACGUCGUCCUAUUUCAACAGUAGAUGCCAAAUGUCUAACCGAUGGAGAAGCUUUUGGGAUCCAUGCAUCUGACUUGCUCGAAAUUCUCCAGAAGUCGAAUAAUUUAGAGUUGGCCAGCACUAGCAGCGCAGAUCAACGGAUUGAGGAGUGGUUGUUGAGAAAUGGGUUCCCUGAGGAUCUGAAGGUUAACAUCAUGAAUUGCCUAGAACAAAAUAACCUGCUAGUGGAAGAAAACAUGCAUGCUGAUGUAGAUGUAGCUUUUCUAUUCGGUAUUCUUCCAAGAGAUAUGAAACCCUCCAUGAAGCGUCAUCUCGGCAUGAAUGCCCUAAAAAAGGUACCCAUGCUUCAAAAAAUGCAUGAAUAUGUGUUGGAAAUCAUCUGCAAUUAUCUCCAGCCAGUUGUCUACGAGAAGGAUAGCUAUAUUGUUAGAGCUGGAGAACCACUCGGUAUCAUGAUCUUUAUUCUGCGAGGAACAGUUUUCUUCACUGACACGACUAGCAGCAAUACCACAACAACAAGUUCCUCAGAGAUCACCGAGAAUUUUGAUGAAAAUGUUAUUGAGAUACACGGUUAUUAUGGAGAACAACUUCUGAGAUGGGCCUCACCCAACAACAUGUCUUCUUCAGACAAUCCCGUCAUCUCCACUAGAAAUGUCAAAUGUCAAACAAAAGUGGAAGCCUUGAUUCUCAAGGCAGAGGACUUGAGAAAUGCAGUCUCCAAGUGCGGCUCACAGUGGAAUCUCAUCAAUAAUAUGAAUUAUCAGCACUUGGUUGGUGAUGUAAGAGAUACUUUGGCUGAUACUGGCGAUUCCACGUCCACAAAGAUUGAAGAGACUAGUAUCCAGCUUCAUCAGGGUCAUGACAUGCUACUCGAGCAGCUGGUUCUAAUUCGAGAAACCAUGUUCCAGUUUCGCGAUGAUAUAGUGAGAAGACUAGAUGAUCAGGGAAGGAGGUUAAAUGAGAUGGCUGCAUUCUUAGCCAGAUUGGGAUAUACAGGCACAUCUCCUCCUUAA